CAUCCCAUCAUUUUAAUUUCCUCUUUUGGACACUUCCCCAACCGAACCCUAGCCUCCGUCGCCGCCGUCUCCGGCGACCCUCUCCCGCCGCAGCCCGCAGCUCCCCCCGCGCGCUCUCCUCGAAUCCCCAGCGAAGCCGGCGCCCGCCGCGCGCUAGCGGGAGGAGGUGGGUCGGUCGGUUCGGCGGCGGGCGUGCGAUUUGGGGGGAGUGGGGGAGGGGGGCGAUGGGGUCGUCGUCGAAGGUGGUGCGGCCGGAGGAGGUGCUGGAUUCGCUCAAGAACGACGGCACCAUCGACGCGCUCCGCAUGAAGAUCAUCGCGCAGCUCAAGGCCAACGAGGAUAUGAAGAAUAAUACUAUGAUGAUGGUCGAGCAAAGCAAAGUUCUAAACACUCCUGGAGCUGAGAAGAAGACUAAGAGGGAAUUGUUUGAUGCACUUCGGCAGGAACUAGAAAAUCCAGUCCUUGAGAAAGCUUCAAGGGAAGUCUGGGAUCUGAUACUUGACACUGAUGGACUCGGGAAAGAGAUCCCUGACACUGUUGAGAAAGUAUUCUCCCGCCUCAGUGGGAUCGACAUGAUGCCACCUCCACCUUCCGCAUCUCUUCUUUCUCAUCAAGAUAGAGAAAUAAACAACAUCCCUGUAGAUGGUGAGAAGAGCAAGGAGUUGGAUACCCCGGAAACAUCAUCUUCAUCAAGGAAGAGGCGCUAUGCUGACACCAUUACAAAAGGUGCGGGCGGUGCAGGCACUAGACCAAAUGGUGGUGUUACAAGCCAGCUCGAUGGAUCUGAGGAGAGCAACUAGAAAAUUUAAGGAUCUGAGGAGAGCAACUAGAAAAUGUAAUGAUUUUUCUAUGGGCUGAAUAAGUGUUGUGUUUUUAUAGUUAUGUCUGUGCACUGGCUCUGGAUGACUUAAUUAACUUUGUAUGACUUGACUAAUAACCAGUAUAGCUAACUCAUUCUGAAUGUG
Oryza brachyantha (malo sina) is the source of this 965-nucleotide messenger RNA. RefSeq lists its product as uncharacterized. The record is from RefSeq and is a predicted model, not a curated record. NCBI's taxonomy places the organism in Eukaryota, Viridiplantae, Streptophyta, Magnoliopsida, Poales, Poaceae. The transcript has 3 exons. Bases 225 to 800 code for a protein of 191 amino acids.